Camelus dromedarius (Arabian camel) is the source of this 13315-nucleotide messenger RNA. RefSeq lists its product as uncharacterized. Lineage: Eukaryota; Metazoa; Chordata; Mammalia; Artiodactyla; Camelidae. The transcript has 27 exons. The record is from RefSeq and is a predicted model, not a curated record. The coding region runs from base 700 to 1521 and encodes 273 amino acids.
AGGGCAGGGCCGCCCGGAAGUCCUGACCUGCAGGUGGCGCCGGCCGGAGGCUGGGGCGUUGCUGCCACCAGUGGGCGGGGCAGCGGGGCAGCGGGGCGGGGGCACCCUCACCUGUCCGUGUGUGGGGAUCAGCCUGGGCUCCGUGGCCUCCGCUUGCACCGGACGUGGACCCAGGCUACCGGUGGGCAAGAUAGAGGACUGAGCCCAGGCACGCACGGCUGGCCAGGUGGGAUCCCCACCCCCGCUCAGCCUUCUUUCUGCAUGGAUGCUGAAGGACCAGGCUCACUUGAAGUUCUGAGUUUGAGCAGUAAGGUGGAAACAAAGAAACCAAUGGAAACAAAGAAACAAGUCAUUGUGGCAAAGCUCCCCACCACAGAGAAGCUGCCCUGAGUGGAAGGGAGGGUGUGGGCAUGCCCAUUUGUUUCGUGUCUCCCAGUGCUCUUCGCUUUCUUAUUGCAGACCUGCAUGGUUACAACAAAAUGAUCUGCAAAACUGAAAAUAUUUACUCUCUGGCUUUUACAGAAAAGGCUGACCAGCCUCUGGUUCCCGUACCGGUCAACUGAUUGGAGUACCUUUCCAGUUUGGAAACAUCUGGGCAGGCCCAGCUGGUAAGUUUACUUUUCUACUUUGACCAAGCAAACUGAAGCCAACAGAAGAGAACUUUCACCAGCAACUCCCAGCACAUCCGCUCGCCUUCUGAUGUCUGUGACCUCACUCUCGCUGCCCCACCUCUUAUUACAGAUUGAACAGGAUCCAGGGGGAAGUACCAAGCCUGUCCCAUCGGCCAUCCUGUGUGUCAUGUCCUGUGACCCAGUGGAUGCUCAGCACCCUCCAGCUGAAGAAACAGAUUGCCUUAGGUACAUGAAAGGUGAGGACACCUACUAUCCCCAUGGAGCGCAGGUGGGGCUGGGAGUCUGCUGUUUGUACAGCCGGUGGGCUCGUGUUGCUUUGGGCAUCCCUGUGCCUGAAUUCCUGCAGUACACUCGGUGCCUGUUUCCUAAUCUGCAAAACUGGAAUGAUGUUAACCAUCCCGCAGUGCAUUCCAUGGUGCAUCCUCGCCUAGAAUUGAGUGGAAGCAAGUCCAUCUCAGAAGGGACAUACCUGAAGAGAAAUGGCUUUCCAGACUCUGAAGGGCAGAGAAAGCACCAGCCUGGGUUAGAGAAAGAGAACAGCAUCUCUGAGCCCGUCCUGGGUGACCUCACAGAGAUCACCCUAGUGGCCCAGGCUAGUGACCGGGAACAUGUACCUUCCUGCAGCCAACCCCAGACGUCCACUGAUGCAUCAUAUACUGGCAAAGAUCCUGGCCUGGGGGGGUGUUGGCCGCCGGAGAUUCGCCAGAUGUUGGACUCCAGCUUAACCACCGGAAGUGGGCAGGAUGUGCUGAGGGGGCGGAGGCAGCCGCCAAGGCAGCGACGGAGGGGGCUGUCCCUGGCCAGCCGGUCAAUUUGUUCCCAUCUCAACAUUUGCUGUCCCAGUUUCGCAGGACGCCCUUCUCCAGUUUAUCCUUCUCCUGGGAGGUGACAUUUUAGGUUAUUGGGUCCCAGAUUGCUGGCACACUCAUCCCUGUUCUCAAACAUCUUUUAAACUUGGGUGAAGUGAUAAGUUGGGGAAGAAGAUGAUUUACUGAAAGUCUCCCGAGAAGAGAUUCAGACUGAACAGCUUUGUGUCGGACUUUGGAAGACCGCUGGUGCCCAAGGGGUUCUCUGGCAGCACAAUGACGAAUCUAGGUCCCUCUUUCACUGCUACGUCAAUGAAGUGGACCGCAUGGACAAGGCCAAAGCUGGUAUCCCAACCAUAGCCCUUGACAGUGAUGUUCGGCUCCAGGAAGCCAUCAGAUGCAGCAGGUGGCCAGAGAAGGAGCCUAACGGGCUCAUGAAAUGUGACACCCCCAGCUUCAUCAACACGGACCAGAACUCUUCCUUUGGGGAAGAUGAUCUCCUGAUUUUGGAACCACCGAUUGUUCUAGAAAAUAAGCCAGUUGCCCAGACCUCACACAAAGACUUGAAUUGGAAAUGUGCUUUGUCAAGUGUUUCUCUGAAGAUGUGAAGUCUGUCUUUGUAUGGCAGGAAGUCCCCUUUCACAAAAUUGUAUGUGUUUGUGUCUGAGAGAGAGAAAUGGAGACAGACAGAAAGACGGAGACAGAAGAGAGCCCCCUCAGAAGAGAGCUAGUUAAGCACCCCAGACUGACGAAGACAGUGGAGAAUGCCUCUGAGUUUGGCACUGAUUGCCUGGAGAAUGCUGAAACCCAGGGAAGUGGGCAGCACAGACGUUUACUCAUUUAAUCCUGCCAACACAGUAGGAGAUAGAGUCUACAUAUUCCUCGCUACUUAAAAGAUCCCUGCCUUCUCUCUGCUCCUCCUGUCCAUGUCUCUCCCUCCACUUUUCCCCUUCUCCCCUCCUCCUCCCAUCUUCUCCGUCCCUCCCUUCCCCAACUUCUCUUGCAGAACACAGAGAGGAUAGCUGGCCCUCCUGCGCAUGCGCAGUCUGUGCCAGCUGGACCGAGGGUUGGAAGCUGCAACUCCGAGCCGGGGAUCGGCCCCAAAGGCUUCUCAGCUCUUUCGCCCGGUAGGACUUUGGCUCCUGCCCCGGCGCCCCGGCCACAGCUGUCCAGGGCCAAGUGUGCACUUGCCGCGUCUCGCCCCAGCCGGGCUCCCCUCAGUCCGCGGCUGGCGUCCCCUUCCCCUCUCCCGCCCGCGAGUUCUCUCCUCCCGGGCUGCCUCUCCUCGGCCGCCGGCCCGUCCCCGCCCCUGGGCGGGCUGUGUCCCGGGCGGGCGGGGUCUGCGGACCCGGACGGGGGCGGGCGGCUGGGGCUGGGGCUGGGGCUGGCCUCCGAGCGGGGCUACAGCCCGCGUCCCCCCCCCCCCGCUUUCCCUGACCCGCGACCCCGGGGCUGCCCUCCUCUCCCUUUCCCGCUACCUGGGGACCAGCUCAGUGGUGUGGGCGCUGCUCCCCGGGCUGAGAGCCUCCGGCUGUGAACCCCAGCUUCUCCUGUUGGAGUCGGGAAAAGGGAGCGUCAGUGCUGAGCGAGCUUCCGUCUCCUCCCUCAGUGUUUCUGCCCCAGUACGUUUUGGUUACUGAGACCCUCGAAUUCCCAUAUGAAUUGUAGCAGCAGCUAGUCAGUUUCUGCAGAGGAGACCGCAGGGAUUGUGAUCGAGACCACGUUGAAUAUACGGAUCGUUCUGGGGAGCACUGCCAUUCCAAAAGCGCUGUCUUCUGAUCCAGCAAUGUGCGUGGUUUGUCCAGGUGCCCUCACCUCCAGUAGCAUCCAUCCAGACACCGGAACUGACACUGGCCGUGCUCCGAACUGCCUCAGCCCUGAAGACACAACUGACAAAUAGAAGGGGACCACGCCCUGUUACAGCAGGUGCUCUCACUUUGUGGAUCCUUAUGUAACUGAGCGGUGUUAAUCAGGAUUGCCCGUUCUACAUUGUGUGGCGCUGCUGCGGUGUCUCCUAGUUACUUGUUUCUCUCGCUUUAUUCACUCAGGGGAAUAUCAUGGACGUCCUCCCACUCCAGACUCACCCGGCCCUUUCAGAUAGAUUGGAGGGGUCUCCUGAUGUGCGGGUGUCGUCUCUUGUCCACGGAAACAUUUGGUGCGAGACUGCUGUGGACAAGGCCCUGGACCACGGCGAAACGCCGGCUCCCUCAGCGCCCGCAGCUCGCCUUGAUUUACCGCAUCAUUGUCUUGAUGGUGGACAGUUAAGUUUUCUCCAUUUUCCACUGUCAGAAAGAAUGUUUGAGUUGCAUCCUUCUUGUACAGAACUUCCUGUGAUCUUGUAUGUGUAUUCCUUUAGUUAAGGCUUCUGGAAAUUUAGUCCCUGGAUGUGACAUUUACAUUCAUCACAGACUCCUUUCAAGUGACUAGAAAUUCCUUCUCCAUUGGGGAAUGAAAAAAUGCACAAUUACUUAUGUAACCAAUUCUCUAUCGCUGGAUAUGAUUUCACUUCAGUUUUUCUUCCCACCUUUGUAAACAGUGCUGUGUAAAUGCCCUGAUGGGUACAUCUUUUUGGACUGAUUUUUUUUUCCUAAAGGAAACGAUUCCUAGAAGUGGAGUUGAGUCAGUGUGUAUGUACGUUUUUCAGAGCUUACAAAUCCAUUGAUAUGUCAUCCUCUGAAAAAGUCGCUCAUGAUUUGUUCUCCCACAGAUGGACACUAGCUAGAUUAUCUUAAAAAUAUUUGCCAAUAUGAUAAGCAAAAGUGCUUUUUCAUUGUUUUUUUUUGCAUUUGAUGACCAGUGAAGUUUUGAGCAUUUUUCACUCAUUAGUCAUUUGACUUUUUUAAAAUGAAUGAUUCCUUUUGUCCUUUGCCCACAUUUAAGUGAGGGAGCUUCUUGUUGCUUUGUGACAGCUUUUUGUAUGUUAUGAAAAUUAACUUCGUGAAUUCAUCAACAUGUAUCACAGAGCUUUUUCUUGUCAUUUCUUUCCUUUCAUUUUGUUCAGGAAGUUUUCUGAUUUUUGUUGUGGCUCAAACUAUUCUUAGGAUAGUAAAUGUCUUCCUUAUGGGUUUUAUCUUUGACAUUAUUCUUAGAAAUACUCUCUUAUAAUGGAAUAAAUCUCUUCUGUAGGUAUUUUUUAAUCUCUAAGAUGGAGAUUAUAAUAGUACAUGUUAUAGUGAGGAGAAGUUGAGUUAAUAAGAGCAAAGAGUUGUAUUUGCUGUUACUAGUACUUUUUAAUAUUUACAUCGCUAUCUGCAAUUUAUCUUGUGGUCAUUAUGACAGGAGUAGAAUUUAUUCUUUCCAGGUGAUUCUCUGUCCCAGGACAAUUAUCGAAUUCAUAAUUUUCUCUUUGAUUUGAAAUCCCACCUGUACAAAAUACUUACAUACACUAGAGUCUUUUUUGAGCUCAUGGUUCCCUUCUGUCAAUCUCCUUUCCUUACUCCAGCACCAUAUCUUACAUGUUGUAAAAAUUUAUUUAAUAACUGGCAGUCUGAUUUUUUUUGAUUCUUUUCUUCCAUCCCAAAUUUUCUUGUCAAGUAUUAUGACUUUAUUAUUCCUGAAGAAUUCCAAAAUAUUUUGUUCAAGUUAAAAAAAAUCAGAUUGGAAUUUUCAUGGGAUUUUUUAGUAAGUUUUGAAUUAUUCUUAGGAGAACUUACAUCUUUACAAAACUGCUUUUCUCCAUGCAAUAUGUUUAUGUCUCUACAUUCAUACCUCUUACUUUAACCCUCAGUACAGUCCUGAAGUUUCUCCAUUUAGAAUAUGGGCAUUAUUUUUGAAUUUAUUCCAGAUUAUUGUUUAUGUUUUUGUUAAUUUUGUAAGUGAGAAUUUUUUGCUAUUAUAUUUUUAAAUGUUUAAAACUGACAUUUAGAAAGGAAGAUUCGGUUUGUCAAUACUCACUUUGUAACUUGUCAUUUAAAAUUGUAAGUAUUAAGUACUUGUUCCAGAAUCCUUUCUUUUCUGUUUUUUAAAAUUUGUUUCCAAGAUUCUCAAAAUGUUCAUAGCUAAGUAGUAUAGGUGGGGACACAGAUGGAGAGAGGAAGUGUGGCUCACGAACAAACUGUGAGCAAUUUCAUGGCUGCCUUUAGGCUGGAGAAGCCACAGAAGAGCCCAGGUUAGACCAAGGGUGGCUUUGUAUGCACUUGAAAGCCAGCUUUCCUGCCUGUAUGGUGAAGCCUGGUGGGCGUGGCAGGUAGAUGAUCAAGGUCUGAUCAAGGUCAUUGGCUGCACAGAGCACUGUGUCUGUGAGAACUGGAGACCAUUACCAUGGGAAAUGCUUGGCGCCAGGAACACUGCAGGGGAGCUGGGGAGCCUGUGUGUUAAGGAUUUUCCAGCCCUGGGAGUGGGAAGAUGAGACUCUGCAUUCAGAUCUGAGUUUGAAUUCAUCCUCUCUUGUUUACUGGUCCUCUGACUUUUGUCAAGUUAUCUACCCGCUUUGAACUCCUGUUUUCUUGUCUCUCAAAACAGGAGAAUUACAGCCUGCUGCUAGAGUGUUUGAUCAGGGUAAAUGAUUUGUGUCUAUAAGAUGCCACGUACAGUCACAAUCUCAGUGAGAAAUGGGCUGUCGCCUCUUCUUCUGCAACUCAGUGCUCGAUAAGACAUCGGGGGAAAGCCAGUCCCUAAUUUGUAUGUGAUGCAAUGAGGAACAAAAUUAACGUCUUGCCUUUCCCUAGCAGGAUUCUUAUUUCUUUGCUUCAUUUACCUCUUUCCUCCUUUACUCUCCCCUUUCACCUCCUCCACCAAAAGAGACUGAGUCUGUCUCAGAACACUACAUUCAAAUUACUUUAAAUGUUGGCUCAUCCCCAUGAAAUUACAGUGAAAUUAAAAAUAAUCUGUACACGUCCCAGACAUGAUUAUAUUUGAUUUACACACACACACACACACACACACACACACACAAUCAGGCUACCUCCCAUUUGCUGAGGGAGAAGGACCACUUUUUCUGAGUUUUCAUUCACUGAGCGUGAGAGCAAAGUCUCUUAAGCAGAAAUUCGCCUGGCUUCUUGCAUGGUUUUUUAAAUUGGAUUUCUGCUUUGUGUCCACAGAAAUAGACUCCUAUUAGAAGAGGGGAAGUGGAGACAUAGAUAUUCUGCUGAGAUAUUGGUGUCAUCAUAUUUGAGUUGGAAAGGACUUACGACAGCAUAGAGUCGUACCUUUUUAUGGGUGAGAAUCCAUGAUAGUGUAACUUGGACAAGAACCCGGGUCUUCUGUCUUCAUGUCCACGCGGAUGAAGAGGCAACUGGGUGGGGGAAGGCAGGGAUCCUUACUUGAGUUCCGGGGUCUUGCUAGUUUCCAUUGUUCAGCUGCCUUUAGUUUAUGUCCAUGUGGCCUCUCAUGGGAAGGUCACUCUAUCCUGAUAGAUUGAGUUUCUAAUCAGCAAAAAGGUCUGGACCCACUCAUGUUUCCCAGAGAUUUUCUGCUGACCUGCUGACAGUUUAUAUACAUGAGAUCUUAGAAACUGCUGGAUAUAAAAUCCUUAUUGUUAUCAUUUGCCCUCGAGUUCCACAGGAAUGGGGUGCUGUCUCAGGCUGUCUAAGGCCAGCUCUGAACAAAGAUAGGGUGAUAGGCUGUGCAGCUGGACACUCCCCAGUCGAAUGGGAUUUCCACCUUAGUUUUUAGAAUCAGGCAGAUGAGUUCAAAUCUUACCUUUACCAGUUAUUAGCUUUGUGACCUUGAGGAAGAAACUUUACUUUUUUGGGGACAAAUUUUCUUUAUCCGUAAAUAAGUUCAGUAUUUAUUUUAGGGUUUUUGUUUUAGAAUUGAAUGAGCUAAUUCCCUCACUUAUUCCUAAAAUACUGAUCACAUGGUUCUAUGCUGGUGACCUAGUGGUUGAUUACUAAGGGACUCAGUAGUGAGAAUGUGGGUGAGGCUCCCUGGAUAAUAGAGCUUAUAUUCCAUGAUAUGCUUGUAAAAGACUGGAUUGCAGUGGAUUUUUAGUAAAUGUCCAUUCUUUUCCUAAUCCCCAUUGAUUGUGUAUAUAUCUUUAUACAAAUAUAUGAACAAUUUUUUAUUGCAAUAUAAGUCUUUUUGUAGUAUUUAAAGUAUGUAGCUAUAACAAAAAUACGUGAAAUAAAAUGAUUUGACUUUUAUUUUCUUUUCAAUAAACAAAACAAAAUAAAAUAGAAAAGAAAAGAAAAAGUUUUGAAGGAGUAGAAAUAAUUUUAUUUCCGUGUAAUCGACUCCCUAUGUUAGGUUUUUCUGUUGUGUUCUUAAACAGCAUAUAAAAUUGACAGGUUUUGACUUCAGUGUUGAUAGCUGGGUGAGUAUAGUUUCUUUUUGUGGUUGUCUUUGAUGAAUUAUUUGCACUAGAUCAUAAAUAAUGUGCAUGUUACAUAUUGGAAACGAGGAAAGAGUGGAGACAUACUACCUCCAAUGCAGUCAUUUUGUUACCGAGUCCAAACUCAUUCUGCUCACCAAAUGACAGGCCAAUAAACUGGGAGAUGAGGUGUUGGAGCAAGGAAUAGUGACUUUAUUUGCAAAGCUGGCAGACCCAGAAGAUGGCAGACUGAUGUCCUGAAGAACCAUCUUCCCCAAGUCAGAAUUGAGUCUCCUUUUAUACUAAAAAGGGGUGGGGCUGCAGUUGGUUGUUGGAAACUUCUUGUUGUAUGAAUUGCUUGUCCUUUGAAUCCGCUGUUCUUGCAGCUGUCCAUGUGGAUCAAAUCAUGUUGCCAUUGUAAUACCUCCAAAAGUAAAACAAAGUUAUUCUCUAUUUUGCAACUUGCCAUCUCUACAUAAGUGCAGAUUAGUUAGCAUCCUUCAAGAUCACGGCCAGGAGAAGAGGCUGUCCUGGAUAUUUCAGUCUAAAGGCAACUUUCUUUUACAAAUGGUGCAGAGAUAGCAAGUCUGAGCCUAGAAAACAGGGCACAGGUUUAAAGCCAAAGGAACAGACCUAACAUGGGGUCAAAAUUGUUCUUUUCUAUUACAAUUCCCUUUUCCGCUUCAUAGAUAAUUUUAGUAAGAAACAUGAGCAAUUUUGUAUUUUUGCUUCUUAAUAACCGAUAAGUGGGCCAACUAUAUUUUUGUGAGCAGGGAUGCUGUGCGGGCAUAGGGGUCACAGCAAACUCUUGUUGGGGGUGGCCGACCCUGGAACAUGUCUGAUGCCCCGUGAGUGUUGGUGAGGGUCCCCUAGCCAGCGGCUCUCUUCAGGAGGCAGCAUAUGGGCAUUGAUAUCUGGAGACCUCAUUUUCGGCUGCAGGAAAUUUUUUAGAUACUGCGAUUGAAAAAUCACUCCAGCUGGGGAUAAUUAGGGAAAAAAGGAAAAGGAAAAGGGUUUGGAGUAGAGUAGAAGAGAAGGACAUCAGAUCACGGAGCCUGAGUGCUUGGCAGCGGGGCUUCGGGGGAGAGGGGAGCAGACGUGGGGAGGGGCCUGGCACCGGAACCAGCUCCUGCACCUGUCAACAUGCCCAAGCCACAUAGCUUUUAAUUGGGCCACCUCUCUGGGCUGGAUGUCACCCUGUGCAGAACCUUGAGAAUCGAAGGUAAGGGGUGGGCAGCACUCACCUAGGGGUCACUGUAGAUUUCGGUCAAGUCCACAGUGCCUUUUCUGUUCAUGUGUCUUCACUUGUCCUUUAUCUCAGGAUCUGAGGAGGAGGAGAAAGGAACUCAGAUAGAGAUCCAGGAAGAUAUCCGACUGUGUUAAGAGAGGACAGACACAGUGACACGGGGAGCGAGGACACUUGCAGCAAAGUAAAAUGACUUCACAACUAUUGCUUCAGAGUUGCAGUGUAAGAAUGCCGGUGACUGAGUUAGAAGCAUGCUCCCAAGCUGUCCGUGUCCUUGCCAUUCAGAAGCGGACCCUGGAAGCUUCCAAAUUUCUCCAGAAUGCGUUCUACAUUCACUUUCGGCAGAUACCCAGCUUUCCCUGCACCAUUUGUUGAAUAGACAAUUCUUUCCAUGGAGUGUUGUUGGCACCCUUGUGGAAAACUGACUGUAAAUAUAAGGAGACUGAGAAUUAAGUCUUCUCUCUUUGGGUGGAGCUCAUUAUCAAUGACGGGAAGUUGUAAGGAAAAAGAUAUUGAUUCAUCCUGAGAAAACAUUUUUCUGAGAGUCAGCAGUGAAGAAGGUGGACACUGAAGAAGGUGAUCAUUGUUCGAUUGAGACGAGCCCCGGGUUGUACGGAGUCAGCAUCCCUGUCCUGGACACAGCCAGUGCAGAGCUGCGUGAACCCAGAGUGGAUCGCUGGCCCUCCUGCGCAUGGGCAGUCGGUGCCAGCUGGACCGCGGGUUGGAAGCUCCAGCACCGAGCCGGGGAUCGGCCCCAAAGUCUUCUUAGCUCUGUCGACCGGUAGGCCUUUAACUCCUGCCCGGGGCCGGGGCCUCUGGCUGUGGAAGUGCAAGGAGGGGGGCUUCCGGGAAAGGGGUCAGGCGGCUGCGGGAGGGCGGUCGGCAUGUCACAGCCCCCCAGGGCGCCAGUCAGCCUGUGUUCAGCUGAAUUGCUCUGGCCAGACCCCUCUGCCCGCGCCACCUACCCCGGCGCCCCGGCCACACCUGUCCAUGGCCAGGUGUGCACCUGCAGCCUCUCACCCAGCCGGGCCCGCCUCAGUCCGUUGCUGGCGUCCCCUUCCCCUCUCCCGCCCGCGAGUCCUCUCCCGCCCGAGAGUCCUCUCCUCCCGGGCUGCCUCUCCUCGGCCGCCGGCCCAUCCCCGCCCCUGGGCGGGCUGUGUCCCGGGCGGGCGGGGUCUGCGGACCCGAACGGGGGCAGGCGGCUGGGGCUGGGGCUGGCCUCCGAGCAGGGCUGCAGCCCGCGUUUCCACCAACCCCCCGCCCGCUUUCCCUGCCCCGCGACCCCGGGGCUGCCCUGCUCUUCCUUUCCUGCUCCCUGAGGACAAGCUCAGCGGCGUGGGCGCUGCUCCCUGGGCUGAGAGCCUCCGGCUGUAAAGCCCAGCUUCUGGUGGAGUCGGGAAAGUGGAUCCUCAGUGCUGAGCGAGCUUCUGUCUCCUCCCUCAGUGUUUCUGCCCCAGGGCCUGCAACAUGAGCAUCCCUGACUACGUGCAGUUUGCUGAGGACUAUGAGACUCUUCCCGUGGUGGUCAAACCAGUGGGGAUCAUCUCAGAGGAGAAUUUCUUUUGCAUCUAUAAGCGAACCUCCUUGGUGAGCCAGAUCAGCCCGUGCAGCUCCCAGGGCGCACUCUCUACGCACUACAGGCACCACUAUGCGCCCAAGAAUGGAUGGAGCUUCUUCCAGACCCACCGCAUGGUUGUGGGCCUUGUCACCAUUACCGACUGCCUCUCGGCCAAGGCCUUCGAGAAGCUCCACGUGCAGAGGAGCUGUAUGGCAUCAUGCUUAAUGACUCUCAGCUCUUUGUCUUUGUGCUGCAUGGGGAGGUAAGCCAAGCAGCCGCGCACCGACGUGGCCUUCAAUCUAUGAGGACUGCAGGGUGGUGGAGAAGAGGAUCGAGGACUUCACUGAGUCACUCUUCAUCUUGCUCAAGUCCAAGUGGCUGGAUGGGGCCCCUGACAAGUCUGGGGACAAGAUCCCACUCCUCUGCAUGCCGUUUGAGAAGGAGGACUUCAUGGGACUGGACACAGACAGCAGGGCCCUGUGAUCUACAUGCCCGCACUCACCAUCUGCUCCUUGGAGAUGAGGUGUCAGGUUUAGGAGCCUGGGCACUGCUGAGGGCACAGCUGCCAGCACCGUGCUACACGGAGGCUGGCUCCGUUCACCUCACAUGUCACCUCCUGCUGAUCCACCAGGCGUCAGUCAAGUACGUUUUGGUUACUGAGACCCUCGAAUUCCCAUAUGAAUUGUAGCAGCAGCUAGUCAGUUACUGCAGAGGAGCCCACUGGGAUUAUGAUCGAGACCACGUUGAAUAUAUGGAUCGCUCUGUGGAGCACUGACAUUCCAAGAGCACUGUCAUCUGAUCCAGGAAUGUGCGUGGUGUGUCUGUCCAGAGUUCUAUGUAUAGUUGGUUACAUUCUAUACAUGGAAAUUUCUCCAAAACUGCUUCCCACGUGUGUCCCAUGGCUCGGAAUGGGGUGGUUCUGCUCAUUGACGGGUGUUGGCCAGAAACCGAAAAUGACAUCCUCCAAGAAGCCUGGGAUUUGUCAGUUAUGUUUUGUCAGUGCUGAUGACUUCAGAAAAUGCUUUCACAGUUCCUCUCCAUCUGAGGCGGCAGCAUGCUCUCUUAGCAGCAUCAGGAGCUCAGGGCCACGGGAUGGUGGGGGUGACUGCACUGCCUUCAAGACAGCUGAGUUAGUCACUGCAGGCGUGGUGCUUUCACGUAGUGCAUUUCAUGUUCUUUAAUAGGCUUCAACAGGGAGUUAAUUGAGUUAAUUAACAUGUAAUAAAUAUGAUGCUUUGUUGUAAAGACAGUUAUAGGCAGAAUAUAAGCUGUGAAGACUUUAAAAAAUGUUUCAUUACUUAAAUUUCAGCAGGGAAGAUUUAGUUUAUCUUAUUUAUGCCUCUCUUUAAAAGUAACAAAGAAACAAGACAGAAAAAGCAGAGGAUGAUUUCUGUUCUUCCUCUCGGCAUGCAGGUGCCCUCACCUCCAGUGGCAUCCAUCCAGACACCAGCACUGACACUGGCCGUGCUCAGAACUGCCUCAGCCCUGAAGAUACAACUGACAAAUAGAAGGGGGCCAUGCCCUGUUACAGCAGGUGCUCUCAAUUUGUGGGUCCUUAUGUAACUGUGCGUUGUUAUUCAGGAUCGCCCAUUCUACAUUGUGUGACGCUGCUGCGGUGUCUCCUAGUUAUUUAUUUAUGAACCUCUGUACAGUUUUCCCCAAUGGCUCCACCAAACUGCAUUCCCACCACAGUGCAGGAGGGUUCCCAGUUCUCCGUAGCCUCUCCAGCAUUUACUGUCUGUGAACUUCUGAAUGAUGGCUAUUCGGAUUGGUGAGAGCAUUCCUAGGAGAGAAUUCAGCAGUGCAGCAUCCUCUCCGAGCUCUAUGAGUUGAUCGGCUUCCACCGCAAGUCCGCCUUCUGCAAGCGGGUGGCCCCCGUGCAGCGCGCGGCCCCCGGCAUCACGGAGCCUGGCGGGAAGGCCUGCUACCGACUCCUUCUGCAGACGCUUCCUGGCUACAGUCUGUCGCUGGAUCUGCAGGACUUCAGCAAAGGUGUUGGAACUAAAACAUUGCUUCAGUCCCAUUAACCAUGCCUGGUUUGGGCCCUGCUGUCCUGUCUCAUCAGGGUGAAUCCUGAUUCAUUUAGAAAAGGGCUCAGCAGACAUUUUCUGUCAAGGGCUUGGGAGUAAGUAUUUCAGUGUCUGCAAACCUCCUGAUCUCUGGUGCAGCUGCUCAGCUCUGCUGUUCAGACGCCAGAGCAGCCGGACAUUCCACACACACACAGAGUUUUAUUAACAGCGUUGGCUGGGGCUGGAUUCGGUGUAUGAACUGCAGUUUGUCCCCACAGCUCCUCACUAUUGACGCCUGCACCAGAGCGUGCAUUUGCGACAAUGGGUGAACCUGCACUGACACGUCAUCAUCACCCAGAGCCCAGACUUGACACUAGGAUUUACACUUGGUGGUGUGCACUCUGUGGGUUUGGACAGAUGUGAAAUGACAUGUAUCCGCCGUCACAGCAUCAUACAGAGUAGUCUGUCUUAGUGACCUUAAAAUGCUCCGUGCUGCACCUCAUUCAUUGCUCCUUCCCCUCUAGCCUCUGACAGCCACUGAUCUUUUACUCUCUUUGGUGUUCCCUUUCCCAGAACACCAUACAGUUGGAAUCAGACAGUUGCGGAACCUUCCCAGAUUGGCUUCUUUCACUUAGUAAUAUGCAUUUAAGGUUCCUCCAUGUCUUUUCCAUGCCUUGAUAACUCAUUUCAUUUUAGCACUAAAUAAUAGUCCACUUUCUGGCUGGACCACAGUUUAUCCAUUCACCUACUGAAGAAGAGCUUAUUUGUUUCUGAGUUCUGGUGAUUAUGAAUAAAGCUGCUAUUAACAUCUGUA